Molecule: messenger RNA, 120 nt
Organism: Entrophospora sp. SA101
Lineage: Eukaryota; Fungi; Glomeromycota; Glomeromycetes; Entrophosporales; Entrophosporaceae
Source: the annotation of a GenBank genome assembly
CUAGAAAAACACAAAAAACACAAACUGGUCAAAAUAAAAAGUCAGAACAACAAUCUCAACAAACACAAAAGCAACAUCGAACUAGAAGACAAACUAGAGAACAAAUUAAUCAGUGUUCAG